Messenger RNA from Melampsora larici-populina 98AG31, 1146 nucleotides. RefSeq lists its product as uncharacterized. The coding region runs from base 1 to 1146 and encodes 381 amino acids. Lineage: Eukaryota; Fungi; Basidiomycota; Pucciniomycetes; Pucciniales; Melampsoraceae. The transcript has 6 exons. The record is from RefSeq and is a predicted model, not a curated record.
AUGGACCCUAGCAAUAUGGAUAUCAGUCAAAGCGACAUGUAUGAGUGGCUCUGCAGGCGUGACCAAAGAAACACUGUCCACUUCAACCUGAACCGCCAGCAGCUUGCGGUAAAAGUACGGGAGGCCCAGCCCAAAUUAUUUCCGAACCCUUACAUAUAUAGUGAUAUACUGACCACCAGUGUCCAAUCUCAAAGUGUAACUUCACCUGAAUCAUCUAAGUGCCAAGUUCAGCAAUUAGAAACAGACGACUCUGUACAAAAACAACAUUUGAAUGUUCAUGGGAAGCGUAAACAGUCGGUGGCUGAUGAAGCGAGACAAUUCAACGCUGAGCCAAGAAGUAUUGAACAGACGACAAAUACACAGAUGGAAAAACUGCGUCCCCGUUUUGCAAAUUAUUUGAACCCAGUUCUACCUAUCCCUCCAACUCGGGUCUCGCCGUCUUCAGUCAUCAAGAAAGAGUUCAGUUCUUCUGAAGAGGGUAACACGACUUCCAAUUUUGAGCGUAGAAAAUUUCAAAAACCUUUAACCUCGACCAUGCGUAGUUUAUCGGUUACAAAAAUCCUGAAGAAAGAGCCAAAAAGAGUUACGACAUCACCUAACAUCAGCCACCAAGGUAUUGCGUCACUCAAUCAUCCCACCCGGAAGUUCAUUUUUUUGGAACCUUACAAAAAAGAAAGAAAAACAUCGGAAGUCAAGGAAAACGAAGCAUCACCAUCAGUCCCGAAGGGAUACCACGAGGAUUUGAUAUCAUUCCACAAUUUUGAUUGGUUUCAAACCAAAAACACUGUCAUUGGGAAAGAUAUUGUACCGAUCAAAGCUGAUGUUUCUAAAGCAUACAGCUCUUACAACUCAAAGAAGAUCAAGUCCGGUGUAGAUAUAUUUCAGGAAGAAAGACUCAAAGAAGAUGAGGUUUCUACACUCAAGGAACAAGUCCAUGUGCUGAAGGAAAAAGUUCGGGACGUUGAAAAAAUCCAGGGAGACAUAGUCAUGCUGGAGGAUAAAGUACAUACACUUGAGAGAGGUCUCAAGGUGGCUUGUGAGAAGGUCAACUUACUUGAAAAUUUGCUUCCACGACAAAUAGGUAAUGAAACUAAUGAACUAACAAGUACAGGAGAAGAGUCAGACUGUUCUUCGGGUCACAAGUAA